GAAUCCCACAAAAGUUGUUGCUUCAUCUCCGUUUGCAAAGAUAGAUAUUCCUCGCGGGCUGCCUCACAACUUGCAAAACCCUUCGAAACGAUCAAAUUCUUAAGUUAUGGGAAAGGACUCCAAGGCAAAGGAUUCUGGGGCCAAGGGAAAGGGUAAACAGGCUGCUGGUGGAAGUGAGGAUGGUGCCUCAAAAGGAAAAGGAAAAGGCGGCAAAGGAGAUGGCCUUGGAACCUGCACAUAUGUUAAAGCAAGGCAUAUCUUAUGUGAGAAGCAAUCGAAGAUUAAUGAAGCUUACAAGAAACUACAGGAAGGCUGGUUGGACAGUGGAGAUAAAGUUCCACCAGCUGAGUUUGCCAAGGUAGCUGCAGCUUACUCAGAAUGCCCCUCAGGAAAGAAAGGUGGGGAUCUAGGAUGGUUUCCACGUGGCAAGAUGGCAGGCCCAUUUCAGGAAGUUGCCUUCAACACCCCUGUUGGAGUUACCAGUGCACCUUUUAAAUCAACACAUGGAUACCAUAUCAUUUUAAGUGAAGGGAGGAAAAAUUGAGAUGUCUGUGCAUUCACGUACGUGCAGAUGGCAGAGAAACUCUUUUAUUUGUCAUCUGAUGCUAAGUACUGGUUAAGAUAAUAAGACCCUACUGGUGUGGUUUGCAAGUGUAAUGCUAAACAAGUAGACAUACCAAAAUGAUUGGAUUAAAAUUUCUUCCCGGCUCAUGUGUAUGUCAAUAUGGUUAUUUUGAAGUCUAUGAUUGAACCAACACAUUCUGAGAAAAAAGUGUUUGUAGCACUUGAUAUUAGUCGCCUUA
Nicotiana attenuata is the source of this 803-nucleotide messenger RNA. Its product is annotated as peptidyl-prolyl cis-trans isomerase NIMA-interacting 4. The record is from RefSeq and is a predicted model, not a curated record. Gene Ontology annotation, biological process: rRNA processing. NCBI's taxonomy places the organism in Eukaryota, Viridiplantae, Streptophyta, Magnoliopsida, Solanales, Solanaceae. Bases 107 to 544 code for a protein of 145 amino acids. Gene Ontology annotation, molecular function: DNA binding; peptidyl-prolyl cis-trans isomerase activity. The transcript has 5 exons.